Messenger RNA from Solanum verrucosum, 1625 nucleotides. Its product is annotated as cytochrome P450 94A2-like. The record is from RefSeq and is a predicted model, not a curated record. Gene Ontology annotation, molecular function: iron ion binding; oxidoreductase activity, acting on paired donors, with incorporation or reduction of molecular oxygen; heme binding. NCBI's taxonomy places the organism in Eukaryota, Viridiplantae, Streptophyta, Magnoliopsida, Solanales, Solanaceae.
CGAACACACAACAAAUUUCAAACCAAAUCAAACUCCAAAAAAUCAAAAGAUCAUGAUAAUAGACUUGGAGUUUUCUACUUCUCUACUCAUUUGCCUUCUUCCAUUCCUUUUAAUCUUCUUCAUUAAUCUUUUCAAUUCCAAAUCAACCAAAAUCCCAAAAUCUUAUCCAAUCAUUGGUUCAUAUUUCUCAAUUUUAGCAAACAAACAUCGUCGGAUUCAAUGGACUUCUGAUGUAAUUCAAACAACUACCAAUCUUACUUUCACUCUUGUUCGUCCUUUCGGUUUUCUCCAAAUCUUUACUGCAAAUCCAUCCAAUGUUCAAUACAUACUCAAAACUCAUUUUCAUAUUUAUCAAAAAGGUCAUGUGUUUAAAUCAACUAUGGCUGAUUUUCUUGGUGAUGGUAUUUUUAAUGUGGACGGUGAAAUUUGGAAGUACCAACGACAAGUUGCUAGUCAUGAAUUCAAUACGAAAUCUCUACGAAAAUUCGUUGAAACUGUCGUCGAUGCUGAACUUAAUGAACGUCUGAUUCCAUUUCUUGCUGUUGCUGCUGCUGAGAAAAAAGUUGUUGAUUUCCAAGAUAUAUUACAGAGGUUUGCUUUCGAUAACAUUUGUAAAAUUGCGUUUGGAUAUGAUCCUGCUUAUCUAUUGCCAUCUCUACCACAAGCGAAAUUCGCAGUUGCUUUCGAAGAAGCUGUUAAAUUAAGCAGUGAAAGAUUCAAUGCUAUUUUCCCCUUUUUAUGGAAAAUCAAAAGACAUUUCAAUUUCGGAACUGAGAAGAAAUUCAGAAUCGCUGUAGAUGAAGUUCGUCAAUUCGCAAAACAGCUCGUUAAAGAAAAACAGAGAGAAUUAAAUGAAGAAUCAUCUCUCGAUUCAGUAGAUCUAUUAUCCAGAUUCUUAAGCGUUGGCCAUACAGACGAAGAUUUCGUUACAGAUAUAGUUAUUAGUUUCAUAUUAGCUGGUCGUGACACAACAUCAGCUGCAUUAACUUGGUUCUUCUGGUUAAUCUCUGAACACCCAGUGGUAGAAAGCUCUAUUCUCAACGAAAUCAAAUCAAAAUCCGAAAGCCCUGUAUACAACGAAGUGAAGGAGAUGAUUUACACACACGCUUCACUUUGCGAAAGCAUGAGGUUUUACCCACCAGUACCAAUUGACACAAAAACAGCUACAGAGGACAAUGUUUUACCAGAUAGAACUUUUGUUAAAAAGGGGACAAGAGUAAGUUAUCAUCCCUACGCAAUGGGGAGAACAGACAAAUUAUGGGGAAAAGAUUGGGAUGAAUUUAAACCAGAAAGGUGGUUGGAUAAAGAUGAAGUUACUGGAAAUUGGAAUUUUGUUACUAAAGACAUGUAUACAUAUCCUGUUUUUCAGGCCGGGCCAAGGAUUUGUUUGGGGAAAGAAAUGGCGUUUUUGCAAAUGAAGAGGGUGGUGGCUGGUGUUUUACGGCGGUUCAAGGUGGUUCCGGUGACGGAAAAAGGAGUGGAACCGGUGUUUAUUUCAUACCUCACGGCGAAAAUGAAAGGUGGUUUCCAUGUGACAAUUGAGGAAAGGGACCAUUAGUAAUGUUCUUGUUUCUUUUACUUGUCCUACUUAAAUUGUUUUGAAUUUCGUGACAUUUUAUUAUUAU